AUGGCGCCCAGACUACCAGUCCAACAGCUCGUGGUGAGCCCGGACAAGAACUUUCUGGUGCUCGCGAUCAACUCCCAUCUCCAGCUGUUCGACCGGGCCGCCGGCACCCGCCUCUGUUCGACCGAGGACGCCGGGCUCAAUCCACCGGGCUCGAACCAUUCCGGACUCAUCAGACUGUUACUCAUCCAUCAGGAGCUUGACGCCCCCGAGAAAGCCCCACUACUCAUCUCGACCGGCGAGGAUAAGCUCCUCAAAACUUGGCAGUUGCCCGACUUGAAGCUGCUCCACUCCAGACAAUUGAUCAAACGCGCUACUUCGAUCGCCGUCUCUCCGAACGGUAAAAACAUCGUGAUUGCGGAUAAAUUUGGUGACGUUUACGAGUACGUCUAA
Messenger RNA from Puccinia graminis f. sp. tritici CRL 75-36-700-3, 390 nucleotides. RefSeq lists its product as uncharacterized. The coding region runs from base 1 to 390 and encodes 129 amino acids. NCBI's taxonomy places the organism in Eukaryota, Fungi, Basidiomycota, Pucciniomycetes, Pucciniales, Pucciniaceae. The transcript has 2 exons. Gene Ontology annotation, cellular component: cytosol; tRNA methyltransferase complex; nucleus. Gene Ontology annotation, molecular function: protein binding; tRNA (guanine(46)-N7)-methyltransferase activity. Gene Ontology annotation, biological process: RNA (guanine-N7)-methylation. The record is from RefSeq and is a predicted model, not a curated record.